Spinacia oleracea (spinach) is the source of this 2043-nucleotide messenger RNA. RefSeq lists its product as uncharacterized. The record is from RefSeq and is a predicted model, not a curated record. The coding region runs from base 1 to 1005 and encodes 334 amino acids. Lineage: Eukaryota; Viridiplantae; Streptophyta; Magnoliopsida; Caryophyllales; Amaranthaceae. The transcript has 5 exons.
AUGUGCAUUGACAUGCGUGAAAGUGACAAACAUUGCGAGAGGAAAACAGUCCAAAGUUCUGGAGCUCGUCGGAAACCAACAAACGUAACCCACCACUUCCUGGAUCAUCUUCCUUCUUUGGCACUACUGCUCAAGCACCGUAUUCUUCUCCACGUUCAGUUGGAGAUCUCCCACAUUCUUCUCCACGAUUCUGAGAGGGAAAUCCCCAAUUUUUCCCCUUCAAAAACUCCCCCAAUAUUUGCACUUAUCAGGUUAUGGAAACUGCAAUUAGGUUUUAUUAUUUUCCCUCAAUUAGUCUGUCUCUCUCCUUCUACUCAUCUAUUCCCAAAAUUAUUCAAAGAAAGCACGAAAAAUCACUCCGAGCAGGCGGUGCCAAUACAUAGAUCAACUCACGCAUUGAAAUCCAGGAGGGUCCCUCUUGGGUCUCCAUUGAAAGAACAGCUUGAAGAAGAUGUUGGGGAAAGAGCUGUCCCUAAAACUGUGAUUGAAAGUGACAAACCCGUGAAGAAGAGAAAAAAGAAGCAACAUGUUACUGGGAAUCAACAGUUGGAAAACACGAUAAAAAUGGAUGCACCUAAAAGUGCUGAUGAUAUUGUUGCAGAUGUUGAGAGUAAUGACGCUCAAGACCACAAAGGAAUGAGUCAGGGUGAAGAGCUUCAUGGUGAAUUAAGUCAGGAUCCUCGCCUAGAAGUAUCCGCUGUUUUGACAGAACUGAUGCUGCAGCUUGAAAAGCCACAGGCUGGUAAGCACAAGGCCAGGAAACUUGAUCAACCUUCAUCUAUUGAUACUUCAUCUAAUGGACACAACUUGCUUGGAUCGAAAAAGAAAAAGGGCAGUGCAAAAACUUCCGAGCUUCAGAAAUCCGCUAGUGAUCAAAUCCACGAUAAGACUGUACCUUCGCCGAGUACUAAAGAAGUGAAUCCAACCCUAGCUGAACUUACCAACAGUACGAGAAAAACUGGUGUUCCCCGUGCAUGUUUGGACGAUUGGAAGCAAGUCUUCUGAAGUCUUGCAAAGUAUAGCAAGGAAGAUUCGUGAUGGAGGAAAGGCUAAGGAGCCAUCGAAAAAGCUGAAACUUCAAGUUCUAGUGCCACACAACCACCAGCAGACAAUUUAUCUUCAUCUGAUUACUCGGAAGGAGAGAGCGAAGGUGUCGCUUAAUAUUGCAGUCAAUAAUUCUUUUUGUGCAUCAAUUUUGGUCAUUGGAUUGCCAAUGCAAUGGGGAAUUUUGCUCUGUUUCAUUGGUGUUAUUACAUCUGCUGAUUUACUGAAAUUAUAGUGUGUUGUGACUGCAUUUUCUUCGCAAGUGAACUCUUCCUGUUGUUUAAACUCUAUAGCUUAGUACUACAAUCUUAUUAUCGUACAGCUUUUGAAGUUAAUUGAUUUCAUUUUAAGCAUUUUAUGUGGAUGUUAUUUGUGUCUAAAUCUUUUUUUUCCCGAUGUCUUUUGCCAAAUUCUUCAAAAGGUAAUGGAAGGACCAAAGCAAAGUAAGUGCAACAAUUUCAGCUACGUUUUUUAGUUUCAUCUGUUCCUAUAUUUAAGACGGAAUAUUCAUCCAUCCAGCUACGUUUUGACUUUCUUAUUUCAGGUAUUCAGGAAUAAGUUGGAGUUUUUUGCUGCUGCAAAAGUUUCUUAAUCGUUUCCCCCACCUGAUCUUCCGGAGAUUGCAUUUGCUGAUGCUGCUACAGUUGUUGUGUCGUACUUCGUUGGUUCUACAGAUAAAUCUCUACAAGUCUCAAAUUCUGUUCUUCUCCAUUUGUGCUCAGUUAGCCAGGAGUCAAGAUGCAAUAGAGAUUGUAAGCCAAAGCUGCAGGGAAGUAGGGAAUUCAUAGUAGCAGUUGAAGACCUUAUCUGUUACAAUUGGUUGUUUGAGCUCCUUUUAGGCACUUUUUACCAAAAUUGACUAUGGUUAACUUUUACUAAGGGAUGUCUUACCUUUAUGGCUUUCAAAGUGUUGUUUUCUAGGUGUUUGUUUGUUUUAGCUUGUACAAACGCUAUUUCCUUUGAGUUUAAUACAAUGAUUUUUUACCACAAAAAAUAGAA